UCUUGAACAUCUUUACGUAUUCUGUCUCUCUCUCUCUCUCUCUCUCUCUCUCUAACUUUUCUUCUCUCUCCUAUUCUGCAAUUCUUGUUUCGAUUCGGAUUUUUGUGGUACCCGGUCUGUCCAAACCUCUCUUAUCUUUUUUCAACGAAGCAUUAUUCUAUUUUUCGUGUCUUGGCUUGGCUUCCCUCCUUUACCACUAUCUUACAGCACCCUGCCACUUGCUCUCUGCUUUCCUCUCCCGUCUGUCUGUUUCAGCAUUCUCCAUUAAAUUCAGGCUUUGACCUGAUCUGCACAUUCCUGAUCACAAAAGCAUUACGAAUAUCAUGACGAAGAAGGUUGUAUUGAAGCUGGAUUUAAACGAUGACAAAGCCAAGCACAAGGCCUUGAAAACCGUCUCUACUCUUUCAGGCAUUGAUUCCAUUGAAAUAGACAUGAAGGAGAAGAAUCUAACUGUGAUAGGGACAGUGGAUCCAAUAUAUAUUGUGAGCAAAUUGCGCAAAUAUUGGCCAGUGGCAGAUAUAAUAUCUGUUGGACCGGCAAAAGAGCCUGAGAAGAAAGAGGAGGCGAAGAAGGAAGAAGCAAAGGCAGCCGAGGAGGGGAAGAAAGAGGAAUCCAAGAAAGAAGAAGAGAAGAAGGAAAAGCCUGACCCUGUUUUAGAGCUUGUCAAGGCUUACAGAGCUUAUAAUCCCCACCUCACCUCAUAUUACCAUGUCCAAAGCAUGGAAGAGAAUCCAAAUGCCUGUGUUAUUUGUUAAAUAGGCUAUCAAAUAUAUAUGUCGUGAAAGAUAAUGAUCUCUUCUUGUUUAUGAUCAUUAAUGGUUUAAUAUUGGAGUUUUGUCAAAA
This is a messenger RNA of Juglans microcarpa x Juglans regia, 843 nucleotides long. Its product is annotated as heavy metal-associated isoprenylated plant protein 39-like. The transcript is spliced from 3 exons. NCBI's taxonomy places the organism in Eukaryota, Viridiplantae, Streptophyta, Magnoliopsida, Fagales, Juglandaceae. The coding region runs from base 324 to 755 and encodes 143 amino acids. Gene Ontology annotation, molecular function: metal ion binding. The record is from RefSeq and is a predicted model, not a curated record.